Molecule: messenger RNA, 993 nt
Organism: Auanema sp. JU1783
Lineage: Eukaryota; Metazoa; Nematoda; Chromadorea; Rhabditida; Rhabditidae
Source: the annotation of a GenBank genome assembly
AUGGCAGUUUCAAAAUCUCGAAUAUCUCGUUCUUUUCUUAAAAUGUUCUCCACUAGUAGUUCUCUAAGAGUCAGGUUUCCUUAUAGUGCUAAUGCUAACAUAAAAGAGAUUGGUUCCUUCACUGCCUAUCCUCUCGAAAAAUCGUUCGAGCCCGGACAGUUGUUCAUUCACCGCACGUUCGCUUACAAAGGUGUUGUCGUAUGUUCCUUUAACUGCCGUUUUCACGAAAAGAAGGAAGGGGGAACAGAGAAAACAACAGUGACUAAAGAUUACUACCAAGUACUUGUACAUAGACCAGACUGGGCUUAUAUGAUGUUCCCAGUCGAUUUAACUUCAUACCUUCAAGAUGGAAGUAGCAAAGGAGAAAAACUUUUAGCAAUGAUCAAUGGCAUGGAUUGUGUUUCACAUUCGGAUAUUAUGCCUUUCAACACUGUUGAGAAGAACCCCAUUGAGCAUGACCUGUUCGACCGAAUCUUCACUAAGCAAGACGCGUCAAACGGAGUACGAGUCUCUAUGAGACCAGCUUUAUUAGAGAACUAUAUGGCUUCCCAGCGUACAUGGUUAGCACCACGAGAUGUGUAUAAAGAAAUCACGGAUGGAGUAGAGGUUACUGUCAUGACAUUCUAUUUGGGUUCGAACUUCGUUGCUGGUCAACAAAGGCAUACUUGGCGCUAUGUAAUCAGAAUUGAGAACCAUACUCCUCAGAACCCAGUGAUACUCAGAGAAAGGUCUCUUAAAAUUUAUUCGCUAAAUAAUAUGAACCAAGUGAAUGGACAUGGUGUGAUCGGAAAACAACCUGAGCUAAAUGUGAGGUCUCCUGCUUUCCAGUUUAGUAGUACUAUAGAACUGCCUCACUCUAAAGGGGGACAUAUGUGGGGAACCUUCAAAAUGGAACGGGAGAAUGGAUCUACCUUCAAUGUAACUAUUCCUACUGUGGUGUUAGAGUCUUUGGAAGAGAAACCAGUAGAAGUCAUCGACUCUAUGAGCGAAUAA